Stylophora pistillata is the source of this 918-nucleotide messenger RNA. RefSeq names its product protein ALP1-like. Lineage: Eukaryota; Metazoa; Cnidaria; Anthozoa; Scleractinia; Pocilloporidae. The record is from RefSeq and is a predicted model, not a curated record.
AUGGCUGUGAAGGAGAGGACAGCUAUGAUUAGAGCUAUUUCUCGGGAAAACGAACGCAGGAGGAUGUUUACCGAAAGUGCGCAAAUGCUCAUUGCAUUAAGAAGACGACGGAUAGCUCUUCUUUUGUCCUUGGCAGGGAGUUUGUUGCUCUCGCGUAGGCAGAAUUUGGCCACGGAGAUGGUUCACGUACGAUCUUGCCGGCGUCUGCUCAGGAGCAACGGCUGGUGGGAGAUGGUUUGGACAACAUAUGCCGAGGAACGAUUCAAGAAAACUUUCAGAAUUUCGAAGAAUACAUUCAGUUUCAUUCUGAACCGGAUUCGAAACGACUUGGAACGCCAGACAGCAAACGAAGACCCCAUAUCACCCGAAUGUCGGCUAGGCAUUUGCCUUUAUAGGCUCGGAAGAGGUGAUUAUUACUACACCAUAGCGGAAAUGGCUGGACUGGGUGUUUCAACUGUACAUGAGAUUGUAACUCAGGUGUGUCAAUCGAUCAUUGAAAACCUUUGGGAGGACUGUGUCAAGAAGCAUAUGCCAUGGACUGAGGACGACUUAAAGGAUAAGAUGAAGGAAAUGAACGAAAGGUGGCAGUUUCCCUUCUGUUGGGCUGCAAUUGAUGGCUGCCACAUAGCUAUUAAAUGUCCACCAGGAGGAGCUGCAUCGUGUAAAGAGUACCACAAUUUCAAGUACUUCUAUUCCGUGGUAUUGAUGGCUAUGGUAGACUCAAAAUAUCGGUUUAUUCGGGGCAGCUGCGGUUUCCCUGGCAACUCCCAUGAUGCUAUCAUUUUCCAGGCAACAGAACUAUGGGAAAAGCUAAACGAAUACGAUUUUAUUCCAGACAUUGCACAUAAGGUUGCUGAUGUGAACAUUGGUCCACUCAUUAUUGGGGAUUCAGCAUUCCCAUUUAAACCGUGGCAUUGA